UCACACCUUCCUGCUCCUCUGCCAGGUCUGCGGGCAGGGUCUCACCCCUGUGGACCCCUCACCCUGCCAGAGGGCAGGGCCCGCUGCCUCCACAAUGGCGAGAUGGCUGCCUCGCUCCGCCGACCUGACCCGCUUCUGCCAGAAACUCAACCGGGUGAAGACCUUGGAGGAUGACAUGAUGGAGACGUCCUUCAACCGAUGCCUUUCCACCAUUGACUUGACGCUACUGGGCAUUGGGGGCAUGGUGGGCUCCGGGCUGUAUGUCCUCACGGGCACUGUGGCCAAGGAGAUCGCCGGCCCUGCCGUCAUUGUCUCCUUCAUCAUUGCCGGCUUUGCCUCACUCCUGGCUGCUCUCUGCUAUGCCGAGUUUGGAGCCCGGGUACCCAAGACAGGCUCCGCGUACAUGUUCACCUACGUGUCCGUGGGGGAGAUCUGGGCCUUCCUUAUCGGCUGGAACGUGCUGCUGGAGUACAUGAUCGGGGGAGCCGCAGUGGCCAGGGCCUGGAGUGGCUACCUGGACUCCAUCUUCAACCACAAGAUAAAGAACUUCACCGAGACCCACGUGGGCACCUGGCAGGUGCCGUUCCUGGCCCGUUACCCCGACUUCCUGGCGGCCGCCAUCCUGCUGGUAGCCACCGCCUUCAUCUCCUUUGGGGCCAAAGUGUCCUCCUGGCUCAACCAUGUCUUCUCGGCCGUCAGCAUGGGUGUCAUCCUCUUCAUUCUCAUCAUGGGUUUUGUCCUCGCGCAGCCCAAGAACUGGAGUGCCCAGGAGGGUGGCUUCGCCCCGUACGGGCUAUCGGGCAUCAUGGCUGGCACGGCCACCUGCUUCUACGCCUUCGUGGGCUUUGAUGUCAUCGCGGCCUCCAGUGAAGAGGCCAGGAACCCGCAGAGGGCUGUUCCUAGGGCCAUCGCUUUCUCCUUGGGGCUGGCCACCGGAGCCUACAUCCUGGUGUCGGUGGUGCUGACGCUGAUGGUGCCCUGGCACACGCUGGACCCCGACUCUGCCCUGGCGGAUGCAUUUUACAGGAGGGGCUACGCCUGGGCAGGGUUCCUGGUGGCCGCUGGUUCCAUCUGUGCGAUGAACACGGUCCUGUUGAGCAACCUCUUUUCCCUGCCGCGCAUCGUCUACGCCAUGGCCGAGGAUGGGCUCUUCUUUCAGGUCUUCUCCCGAGUGCAUCCCCGCACACAGGUGCCUGUCGUUGGCAUCGUGGUCUUCGGGCUGCUCAUGGCCCUGCUGGCCCUCGUCUUCGACCUGGAGGCCCUAGUGCAGUUCCUGUCCAUCGGCACGCUGCUGGCCUACACCUUCGUGGCCGCUAGCAUCAUUGUCCUGCGCUUCCAGCAGCAGAAGGUGGACGUCCCCGCACCGGCGGCCGGUGUCCAGCCCAGCCCCAAGCCCCACGAGGGUCCGUCCGCCAGUGAGCUGAAGGAGUACGAGUCCUUCUCCGACAAGCUUCAGCUGGUGGACAGGGACAAGAGCAAAGAGCACCGGGAGCCAGGGCAGCUGAAGGCAGCUUUUGAGCCCUACCUGGAGUUCCUCAGCGACUUCUACCCGGGCGAGGUGGUCACGGUGGCCGUGGUGACCCUGAUGGUGUCCGCCAUCUGCCUCUGCUCUGUCUUGGUGUUCGGCAACACCCACCUCCACCUGCCCACCUGGAGCUACUCCCUGCUGCUGGUCCUCUUCAGCCUGGGCUUUCUGCUCAGCCUUCUUCUCAUCUGGGCGCACGAGCAGCAGCGCAGCACACAGACCUUCCAGAUCCCCCUGGUACCCCUCUCCCCGGCACUGAGCAUCGUCCUCAAUAUCUAUCUGAUGCUGAAGCUUAGCUACAUGACGUGGCUCCGCUUCGCUGUCUGGCUGCUCUUAGGUGAGUGCUCCCGUGGCAGCAUGAGCCCCGGCAGGGCAGUGGCUGCUUUGGCAGCUCUUUUCCCCCAGCGAUGGGUUUAUAAAGCCCAUCGUGCCCCUUUCUGCCUCUGGUUCCCCUUUGGAGACACAAGCUAA
Molecule: messenger RNA, 1996 nt
Organism: Leptosomus discolor (cuckoo roller)
Lineage: Eukaryota; Metazoa; Chordata; Aves; Leptosomiformes; Leptosomidae
Source: RefSeq, a predicted model, not a curated record